AUGGUGAGAACUACAGUAGCUCCAGAAGCACGUAAGCCACAUGCACUAUCUAAAAUCGCGUCCACAACCAAUCAAAAGGCCAAAAGCAAAGCCUCUUCCUCCACUGUUGUCAAAGCUACAAAGCGUCCCUUUUCUAACGAAUGGGAUGCUUUUGACACUAGAUUUCUCAAAGACUUAGCCACCACAAAAACAGUUCCAACUCGUUUUGUCUCUGAACCAACUUUCACUGAAUAUAGGCUUUGGGAAGAUAUGCAGGCUUUGUUCAAGAGCAUGGGUUUGGGUAAUUUGCAUCUAAUGGUUCAUGAUACACAUGAGAAGUAUAUGAGGGAAUUCUUGGCAUCUGUGAGAGUGAUAUAUGAGGAUGAAAAGAAUCCAGUGGCAAGUCAAGGAUGCCUCUCCUUCAUUAUUAACAAGAAGUUCUACUCCAUGAGCCUCAACGAGCUAUGCAAUAUCUACGGUUUCAACCAAGGGAAUUAUAGUUCCAAAAAGGCUAAGCAGACUAUGAUCAGGAAUCCUGUCCUCCGUUGUGCAGCCAAGGUCAUUAGCCAUACGUUUUGUGGCAAGGCUGAAACUACUGCAAUUACUGAAGGCGAGCUUUGGAUGUUGUUUGAAGGAGUUAAGCACCUAUUGACUGAUGAGAAUGGUGAGCCUUACCCAUCGGGUAAUGAUUUCAAUUAUGGAGAUAUUCUUUCUACCAAGUUCCUCACGUAUAAGAAGGAGAUUCACAUCAGAGGUAUGAUCACUCCCAUUCUCGAGUAUCACAAGAUUGAUCUUCAACACUCGCCACCACUUACAUGGGCAAAGUUUAUUGAUGAGGCAUAUCUGGUUCACUGUCACAUCUUGAGUGGUCCGCUUAAGAUAUUCUCUAAGUAUUGCUUUGAAGAUAGAGAAGGACGACCUCUUUUCUACUCCUUUAUCUCAAAUUUUCAUCAUCUCAACUCUCACAAGAAUUUGGAGUUCCUACCUGCACCCGAGCUUCUCUGUCAACAUUCACACCGUGUUCGGUGUCGCAAUGCAAGUAUAGACACUAAAGCAGGCGAAACUCCACAUGUGCUUGACCGUCAGCCUGAUUAUCUACUCUCUCCAUUGCCUAGUUGA
Molecule: messenger RNA, 1098 nt
Organism: Arabis nemorensis
Lineage: Eukaryota; Viridiplantae; Streptophyta; Magnoliopsida; Brassicales; Brassicaceae
Source: the annotation of a GenBank genome assembly